Messenger RNA from Aspergillus tanneri, 522 nucleotides. RefSeq lists its product as uncharacterized. Bases 1 to 522 code for a protein of 173 amino acids. The record is from RefSeq and is a predicted model, not a curated record. The transcript is spliced from 3 exons. Lineage: Eukaryota; Fungi; Ascomycota; Eurotiomycetes; Eurotiales; Aspergillaceae.
AUGAGGAUUUUUAAUUCGUUUAACGGCCUAAUGGGCAAACUCUUUACAACAAGCAUCAUUCUAUGUACUCUCGUCACUGCAUUUCGAUAUGAUCUUUUCCGGCGCGACUGCCAAUCAUUUUUUAGACGCAGUCUACCCGGGUCUCUUGUGAUCGCUCCCGAAGGUGCAGUGGGGGAUUAUCAACCUCCACCGGGGCCUGUCACCUACAAUCCUCUGCCAAUGCAGACGUGGCCAGUGGCGGGUACUGUGGGUACUACAUCCACUCCCACUACAACUCAGGAUAUCUCCCAUGAGCCAGAAGUGGUGAAAUCCGAUGGCAAGCUGGGGACCAAUGCCCCGCGGAAGAACAUUGCCAUUCUAACGGGCACCGUGACGAAGACACAGGCCAUAAUGGCUGCGACCCAGACAGCCAUGGCAGGGAGAGACAUAGUUGUGACGGAGCUUUUCCAUUGUUUGAUCCUGGUCAAUAGUCAUGCACAGAUCCUUGCCGCUUGUCUCCGAGGUGUCAUGAAUCCGGCGUGA